Molecule: messenger RNA, 1149 nt
Organism: Rhineura floridana
Lineage: Eukaryota; Metazoa; Chordata; Lepidosauria; Squamata; Rhineuridae
Gene: LRRTM2
Product: leucine rich repeat transmembrane neuronal 2
Exons: 2
Coding region: 1-1149 (382 amino acids)
Molecular function (GO): protein binding
Source: RefSeq, a predicted model, not a curated record
AUGCAACCUCCGACGUACUCAAAAGAAUGGUUGUCUGCUUUGCAUCCUGAGUUGUUCUAUGGCCUUCGCAAACUGCAAACCUUGAGUUUACGUUCCAAUUCCCUGAGGACUAUCCCAGUCCGUCUAUUUUCAGACUGCCGUAGUUUGGAUUUUUUGGAUUUGAGCACAAAUCGUUUGCGAAGUUUGGCACGCAAUGGAUUUGCAGGAUUAAUCAGACUGAGGGAACUUCACCUAGAGCACAACCAGCUGACAAAGAUUAACUUUGCUCAUUUCCUACGGUUAAGCAAUCUGCACAUGCUCUUCUUGCAGGGGAAUAAAAUUAGCAACUUGACAUGCGGGAUGGAAUGGACCUGGGGCACUUUAGAGAAGCUAGAUUUGUCUGGAAAUGAGAUCAAAGCCAUUGAUAUGACAGUUUUUGAAAUAAUGUCUAAUCUUAAAGUACUCCUAAUGGAUAACAACAAGCUAACCACUCUGGAGUCCAAGGUUUUAUAUUCACUUACAACCCUUACUACAGUGGGCCUCUCCAGCAAUCCCUGGGAAUGCAGCCCCAAAAUAUGUGCAUUAGCCACAUGGCUGAGUGGCUUCCAAGGUCGGUGGGAGCACUCCAUACUUUGUCAUAGCCCAAACCACACCCAGGGAGAGGAUAUUCUAGAUGCAGUUUAUGGUUUUCAGCUUUGCUGGAAUUUAUCAACUGUUGUUACAUCUAUUGCUACAAGUUACAGAGCUCCAACAACUGAAUAUACAAAAAGAAUCAGUUCCUCAAAUUUCCAUGUGGGAGACAAAGAAGUUUUAACUACUACAAGCAUACCCAUUACUACAGAAGAGCAGUUGCCUGAGCCAAACAAUGCCAUCUUCACCCAGCAGGUAAUUACAGGAACAAUGGCUUUAUUAUUUUCUUUCUUUUUUCUCAUUUUUGUAUUGUUCAUCUCCAGGAAGUGCUGCCCUCCCACAUUAAGAAAAAUUAGGCAGUGCUCAAUGAUUCAAAGCCACAGGCAACUACGAUCUCAAACACGGCUACAUUUGUCAGACAUGUCAGACCAAGGACCCUAUAAUGAAUAUGAACCCACUCAUGAAGGACCUUUCAUCAUCAUUAAUGGUUAUGGACAAUGCAAGUGUCAACAACUACCCUAUAAAGAAUGUGAAGUAUAA